CAACCGCAUCUUCACCAAGUGUUUGGAGAGGAGUCCCCGAGCGAUGCGUCCAUCCGUCUGAAGAAACACCCACCGAUGACCCCUAGAGCCUCCGGAGGGGGUUGCUGGGGAUGUGUAGCUUGGGGAGCCUCACUGGGUUUGUGGCCACAAGGGAGAAUCCCAGCAGCCAUAGGCUCAAUCCUGAGGUUUCAACAGCUUGAGAACCUACGCUGUGAGCCACUGCAACUUCUGCAGUUCAUCAGCAUGGGGAGAGGGGACAAGGAAGAACAGGACAUCCCUAGCUCAUAAGAAUAAAAAGUGCAUUACAGAGCACAGGAUCUACCAGCAAAUGGAUACUCUAGUGUCCCGGACUCCUGGAAGGGGAACUUUCUUCUUGGCUGGAUCCUGUUACAUAUAACUGAUUUGGGCAACAAUUUGAGAAUUCUGUGAUUUUACUCUCCAAUCUCUGCAGCUGUUAAACCUCCUGGAAAAACUGGAAACGUGCCUUACAUGAAAACGUGUGAACCAGGCAAAGAAGGAAUAUGAGUGAAAAUCCCGAAGACUCACCAGUAUGUGACGCCCAAUGAUGAGCAGUAGCUACUGCAGCAAUGCUUCAGCCAGCAUGAGUGUCAACGAAGUGUCCACCUUCUCACUGACCUUGGAGCAAAAAACUGGCUUUGCCUUUGUAGGGAUUCUGUGCGUUUUCUUGGGACUACUCAUUAUUAGAUGCUUCAAAAUCUUACUGGACCCCUAUAGUAGCAUGCCAUCUUCCACUUGGGAAGAUGAAGUCGAGGGUCUUGAUAAAGGAACGUUUGAAUAUGCUCUUGCAUGAAAACUCAAAAGAGUAUCCUGCCUUACUUUUGAUGUUGAUUUCAUUUUGAAAACCUAGUGCUGAUACAUUUGUACUAUAUACCUAUGUUUUGAAGAUUUGAUGGUGGCAUCCAUUUUGUUAAAUAAAUAUUCG
This is a messenger RNA of Mauremys reevesii (Reeves's turtle), 943 nucleotides long. It is a transcript of the gene CTXN2, whose product is annotated as cortexin 2. The transcript is spliced from 4 exons. The coding region runs from base 563 to 811 and encodes 82 amino acids. NCBI's taxonomy places the organism in Eukaryota, Metazoa, Chordata, Testudines, Geoemydidae. The record is from RefSeq and is a predicted model, not a curated record.